This is a messenger RNA of Cornus florida, 4253 nucleotides long. RefSeq lists its product as uncharacterized. The record is from RefSeq and is a predicted model, not a curated record. Gene Ontology annotation, molecular function: protein binding. Lineage: Eukaryota; Viridiplantae; Streptophyta; Magnoliopsida; Cornales; Cornaceae. Bases 163 to 3801 code for a protein of 1212 amino acids. The transcript has 27 exons.
UUGCCACUGCAAAAAUCAAUCACAAACACGUACAAUAUUUUGUGAGUGAGAGCAGAGUAGAGAAGCCCACACCCGCAAGAAACUCUAUCUGGUCGUUGAGGCGUCACCGAAUCAAUCAUCGUCAUAAUCACAGCACCGUCGAUCACAACAAACCCAUCAUCCAUGGCGGAUUCCUCCGGGACGACGCUGAUGGAUCUGAUAACUUCUGACCCGUCGACGGCAUCGGCGGCUCCUCCUCCUCCUCCAUCGUCGUCGGUGGCAUCUUCCGCUCCACUGCCGCCUUCCGUGCCUUCGGGCAAGUCGGGGCAGCCGGAUCGGAAAUCGAAGAAGACCACUCUGAUGCAGAUCCAGAAUGAUACCAUUUCUGCUGCCAAAGCUGCUUUGAAUCCAGUCAGAACCAACAUCAUGCCCCAGAAACAGAAGAAAAAGCCAGUUUCUUAUGCACAACUUGCUCGGAGUAUUCAUGAACUAGCGGCUACAAGUGAUCAAAAAAGUUCCCAGAAGCAAUUAGUGAACCACGUGUUCCCAAAACUCGCCGUCUACAAUUCAGUGGACCCUUCACUGGCACCUUCUCUUCUCAUGCUUGGUCAGCAAUGUGAGGAUAGGACUGUUUUGCGAUAUGUCUAUUAUUACUUGGCUAGAAUUUUAUCAGAUACUGGUUCUCAAGGUUUAACUCCUGGUGGUGGGAUCCCUACACCAAACUGGGAUGCUUUAGCUGACAUUGAUGCUGUUGGAGGGGUGACUCGAGCUGAUGUCGUACCUCGGAUAGUAGAUCGGCUCAGUUCAGAGGCCUCAAAUAUUGAUGUUGAAUUUCAUGCACGGAGACUGCAAGCAUUGAAAGCUCUUACAUACUCUCCCUCAAGCAACUCUGAAAUCUUGUCCAAAUUGUAUGAAAUUGUGUUUGGCAUUCUUGAAAAGGUUGGUGAUGCUCCUCAGAAACGUAAGAAAGGCAUAUUGGGUGCCAAAGGUGGUGAUAAGGAGUCCAUCAUCCGGAGUAAUUUGCAAUAUGCUGCUCUAAGUGCUCUGAGAAGACUUCCUCUGGAUCCAGGAAAUCCAGCAUUUCUCCAUCGUGCUGUACAGGGGGUUUCAUUUGCUGAUCCAGUUGCAGUGAGGCAUGCCUUGGAGAUUAUAUCGGAGUUAGCAACCAAAGACCCUUAUGCAGUUGCAAUGGCAUUAGGAAAGCAUGUUCAACCUGGAGGAGCUUUGCAGGAUGUUCUCCAUUUGCAUGAUGUUCUUGCUAGAGUUGCACUGGCCCGUUUGUGCCAUACAAUAUCAAGAGCUCGGGCACUUGAUGAAAGGCCUGACAUUAAGUCUCAGUUCAAUUCUGUACUCUAUCAACUCCUCCUGGAUCCCAGUGAAAGAGUCUGUUUUGAGGCUAUCCUUUGUGUGUUAGGAAAAUUCGAUAAUGCUGAGAGGACGGAGGAACGAGCUGCUGGGUGGUAUCGUCUUACCAGAGAAAUUCUUAAACUUCCAGAAGCACCAUCUGUAACAUCAAUGGAACCUAAUGCUGAUCCUAAAAAUCCCGUUCCGCCAAAGGCCAAAGAUAAAUCUCAAAAGACAAGGCGUCCACAACCCCUUAUAAAACUUGUAAUGAGAAGGUUGGAAAGUUCUUUCCGUAGUUUCUCUAGGCCUGUACUUCAUGCAGCAGCAAGAGUUGUGCAGGAGAUGGGAAAAAGUCGGGCUGCUGCUUUUUCCUUAGGUUUACAGGAUAUUGAUGAAGGAGCUCAUGUUAACACAUAUUCUGAAAAUAAUGAUUCAGUUGAUGCAGAUUUUGAGAACCCACUUGCCGAAGGUCCCCGCAAGGUUUCUUCUGUAUCUAAUGGAGUUGGCGGCAAGGACACAAUUUUGGGUUUAUUGGCUUCGUUAAUGGAAGUAGUGCGAACAACUGUAGCAUGUGAAUGUGUUUAUGUUCGGGCAAUGGUAAUCAAAGCAUUGAUCUGGAUGCAAAGUCCACAUGAAACAUUUGAUGAACUAGAAUCCAUUAUUGCUUCAGAACUCUCUGAUCCAGCUUGGCCAGCAACGCUAUUGAAUGAUAUACUACUCACUUUGCAUGCUCGUUUUAAGGCUACUCCAGAUAUGGCUGUCACUUUGCUUGAAAUUGCGAGAGUAUUCGCCACUAAAGUGCCUGGGAAGAUUGAUGCUGAUGUGCUUCAACUACUGUGGAAAACGUGUCUUGUUGGAGCUGGUCCUGGUGGAAAACACACAGCUCUGGAAGCAGUCACAAUAGUUCUUGAUCUACCACCUCCACAGCCUGGGUCAAUGUUGGGACUCACAUCAAUAGAUAGGGUAUCUGCCUCUGAUCCGAAGUCGGCUCUGGCAUUACAGAGAUUAGUCCAGGCAGCUGUUUGGUUUCUUGGAGAAAAUGCGAAUUAUGCUGCUUCUGAAUAUGCUUGGGAAUCUGCUACCCCUCCUGGAACUGCAUUAAUGAUGCUAGACGCUGAUAAAAUGGUUGCUGCUGCCAGUUCUCGUAAUCCUACUCUGGCCGGUGCAUUGACUAGACUUCAAAGGUGUGCUUUCAGUGGUAGUUGGGAGGUUCGAAUCAUUGCAGCUCAAGCUCUUACAACAAUGGCAAUUCGAUCUGGUGAGCCUUAUAGGUUACAGAUCUAUGAAUUUUUACAUGCUUUGGCACAGGGUGGGGUACAGUCUCAAUUUUCAGAUAUGCAUAUUAGUAAUGGGGAAGAUCAAGGGGCCAGUGGUACCGGGCUUGGCUCGUUAAUUAGUCCAAUGUUAGAAGUUCUGGAUGAAAUGUAUUGUGCACAAGAUGAACUGAUCAAGGAUACGCGCAACCACGAUAACACGAAAAAGGAAUGGACGGAUGAAGAACUUAAGAAACUAUAUGAAACCCAUGAGAGGCUGCUAGAUCUUGUUUCACUAUUUUGUUAUGUUCCAAGGGCGAAGUAUCUACCUCUAGGGCCAACAAGUGCAAAACUUAUUGACAUCUAUCGCACUCGGCAUAAUAUAAGCGCAUCAAGUGGCCUCAGCGAUCCAGCUGUAGCUACAGGGAUUUCAGAUCUUAUUUAUGAAACUAAAGCUACACCUGCUGAGCCCGAUUCACUUGAUGAUGACCUAGUAAAUGCUUGGGCAACCAAUCUCGGUGAUGAUGGUUUGUGGGGAAACAAUGCACCUGCAUUUAAUAGGGUUAACGAGUUUCUUGCUGGUGCUGGUACUGAUGCUCCUGAUGUUGAGGAGGAAAACAUUAUUUCUAGACCUUCAGUUAGUUAUGAUGAUAUGUGGGCGAAGACGCUUUUAGAGACUACAGAAGCAGAUGAAGAUGAUGUGAGAUCAUCAGGGACUUCUUCCCCAGAGUCAGCAGGUUCCGUUGAGACAUCCAUAUCAUCCCACUUUGGUGGAAUGAAUUACCCGUCACUGUUCAGUUCAAAGCCGUCUACCUAUGGGACUUCACAACCUUCGGAAAGGUCGGCUCCAAGCAGAUUUAGCAAUCCUUCCACUGGUGGUACCUCAAUGUAUGAGGGUCUUGGCUCUCCGAUUAGAGAAGAGCCUCCACCAUACACAUCACCUGCUCUGCAAAGAUUCGAGUCAUUUGAGAACCCCUUGGCUGGGAAUGGUUCAAACAGUUUUGGGUCCCAUGAUAAGGAACAAGCUUCUUCAGGGAAUCCGCAAUUUGGAACGGCACUUUAUGAUUUCACUGCUGGCGGUGAUGAUGAGCUAAACCUGACAGCAGGUGAGGAGGUCGAAAUUGAUUAUGAAGUAGAUGGCUGGUUUUAUGUGAAGAAAAAACGGCCCGGAAGGGAUGGGAGAAUGGCGGGGCUGGUCCCUGUCCUCUAUGUCAGUCAAUCUUGAUACGGUUGAUAUAUAUUAAUACGAGGUCCAACAAUCAUUCAUUGUUUUACAAUCAAAUCAGAUCAGGUGAAGUUUUCCCGCAAGCAUUCUGGAAUGGCUUGGCUUAUAGUUUGUUCGGUUAUAAAAAUGCAAGUAGCAAGAGGUCCCUUUUCGGCUGAUUGACUUGGCCUAUAGUUCUUGGGACUUGCUUUCCCACCUCUUUUAACCAUUGACUCAGGUUUUCUCGAUAUUCUUUCCGUUUUUGGCUGAGUUGAGUGAGCUCAUUAGGAGAAUUAGCCAGUGCGUGCAUUUUAUAUUUAUGAUCUUGUGUGUAACAUAGUUUUGCCGUGGUGUUACAGUUUUCACCGGUAUAUGUCGUGUAAUUGUAGAAACUUAUUUCUUUAGUUACAAACAGUUUUUAUAGUGAUAAUAUCUAUAUAUAUAUAUAUAUAUAUUUUAAUUAUUGUGAUUUU